Messenger RNA from Phytophthora nicotianae INRA-310, 2588 nucleotides. RefSeq lists its product as hypothetical. The record is from RefSeq and is a predicted model, not a curated record. Gene Ontology annotation, biological process: (1->6)-beta-D-glucan biosynthetic process. The transcript has a single exon. Lineage: Eukaryota; Oomycota; Peronosporomycetes; Peronosporales; Peronosporaceae. The coding region runs from base 1 to 2232 and encodes 743 amino acids. Gene Ontology annotation, molecular function: glucosidase activity. Gene Ontology annotation, cellular component: plasma membrane; endoplasmic reticulum membrane.
AUGUUUGGUCUGAAAUACAGCGUGUGGACACUGGGGUCGCUACUUUUUGCAUCCACAGCAACAGCUAAGACAACAUACUCGACUAGGUCGGGUGUUUUACCGUGGGUGGACGUCGAUACGCCCUCCAGCGCUCAUACGUACACGUCAUCUCGUGGAGACACCUGGGCAUUGACAAUGAGCGACGAGUUCAACAGCGAAGGCCGCAAUUUUGAGGCUGGUGACGAUCACUUGUGGACAGCAAUUGAGCUCGCUGACGGUGUGAAUUCAGCGCUGGAAGUCUACUCAACCAACAUGACCGGCACCCAGUGCGAUAGCGAUGGCACCUGCUACUUCUACAUCAACACGACGGAUGAAAUCAUCGAGAAGACCGUUUGGAACAACUACAUCUCACCUCCAGGAUACGAGACCGUGCACUUUUACUACAGAUCAGGUAUGGUUCAGAGUUGGAACAAGUUCUGCUUCCAAGGCGGUAUGAUCGAGGUGCGCGCUCGACUUCCCGGUGCUGUAUCGAACGCAUCAGGUAACCCGGAUGUGGAGACUGGUUCGACAACAGUUCGUGCCGCUAACAUCGACUACUAUCCAACAUGGCCGGGUAUCUGGCUCAUGGGUAACCUCGGUCGUGCGCUGUUCACGGGAUCCACCGCUCGUAUGUGGCCGUUCACAUACAACGAGUGCAAUAACACCGUUUUCGACUCACAGAACCAGCGGAUCAGUGCCUGCGACGAUGAUCCUGGUCAUGGUUUGAACGCGAAUCAAGGCCGCGGGGCUCCCGAGAUUGAUAUCCUUGAAGGUGGCGGUACUGCUAUAUCAUCGUCGAUACAGGUCGGUCCCGGUAUGCCGGAGGAUUUCCGAAUGAUUGAGGACACAGCGUCUUCCUACUGUUUCUAUACCUAUGAGUGCACCACAAAAGGCGCGAAUAACAUUGACGUCCCGACGGCCUACUACAAGAACCUUCGUGGCCAUAAAUCAUGGUAUCAGGGGCUUCGCUACGGCGCCAACAACUUGUGCGACGUAAAGAGUUCCGAUGUUCAGAGCUACGCGGCGAUCAACGCGUCGUUGACCAAAGGUAUCACGGAAAACGCGUGUACGAUGGACUUGUGUUCAGCUUCUUACGAUGUGAACGGCGACUUGGGAUUCAAAGAUAACAGUACGGUGCACUGGGGAAUUAACACGAACGGUACUUGCUUUCCGGUACAAAAUGCCUACACUGGUGCAUACUUGUGCAAUGCCGGUAACAACGCUUCCGAAUGUACUUCCUCCAGUGGAUCCACGAGCGCAGGGUCUGAGUUUGCCUACCAAAUGGACGCUAUCUCUUCGAAUUGGGAAGUGCACAUGGCGGCGUACUUGGAUUGGGUCACGUACAGUGUUGAGUGGGUCAUGGGCGACUCUGGGUACGUCCGCUGGGAAGUAGAAGGCCAAGUUAUCUUUGAGAUUCCGGCAGAAGCGCUCACGAAUCCACCACAAGACACGGCGCAGAUGAACCCGAAGAAGAUUAUGGUUGAGGAGCCCAUGUAUCUCAUUUUUAACGUGGCAUUGUCGAGUUCUUGGGGCUCUAAACCACCCAACGCCGGCUCGGGAAGCUGCCGCGGCGAUGGCUCGAGCUCAACCAGCAAUUCUAUUUGCGACGCGUUCCCCAUGUACAUGAAGAUCGACUACAUCCGUCUGUACCAGGAUACGUCUGAAAACACCGACAUGGCGAUCGGAUGCGAUCCAUCGUCUCAUCCAACGAAGCAGUGGAUCGAGGAUCACAUUGACGAUUACACUGACACGGAUAACCCGUACACUGCCGUGUCGGGUAUGGCGUUCUGUAAAACAGACGACGACUGCAGCAUUGACAGCUCGGCGCUGGUCUUAACUGGUACAUGCAGUUCGAUAGGCCGCUGCGAAUGCGCUUCCGAUUCCUGGACGGGUCCUCGAUGCACGGAGCCAGCAAGUUCGAACAGCACCGACGACGAACUGUUUGGUCCGCCCAUGUAUGUUGCACUUCUGGUCGCUUCUACCGUGGCUGGAAUCACAGUCCUCGCCAUAUUCCACCGCAAGCGAGAGAACAAACGUAUUGUCGCCAAGGUGCAGGUGCAAGCAGUGAAGAAGGAGCUGAAACAGACAGCAUCUAUGAAGUCAAUGGUCGAAGUUGACCCUAGCAGGUCCGAGAAGGGGGCAUCGGUGCUGUCACUCGACGACGUCAGCACUUCCAAGAACAGAAGAGAGGACUACAGCACCAACUUUGUAUAAACUACACCAAGGAUGAUCUCCAAACUUAUUGUGCUUCGUUAAAUAGCGAGCCGUGAAAGCUUGUCUUCUACAUGCAUUGUCUAGAUCCCCCCACAGCGCGAUCGAGAAAUGUCUGAUGGCGUGUUUGAAUGCACACUUGCCAAGAUAGCGUCUCGACUGAAAUCGAUUUCGCUCGCUGUUGCAGAGCGUAAAACCGUACAGAUCGCGCGAAAUAAUGGCCUGGACAGUGAUCGAGAUAUCAAUCUACAUGACUGAUUUCUUACCAUUGCCUACAAUACAUUACUGUACGUUUAGGUGCGCCAAGAAGUUCUUGGCAAGAACGGAGUGGUCAUUUUGCGUGGUAAACUGCCAACGGG